AUGGACGGCAAGAGACAUCCAAGCUCGUUCCAGCAGCUCGAGAAGCUGGGCGAGGGAACCUAUGCUACAGUCUUCAAGGGCCGCAACCGACAGACGGGAGAGCUCGUUGCUCUCAAGGAAAUCCACCUAGACUCGGAAGAGGGCACACCAUCGACAGCGAUUCGAGAGAUAUCCCUGAUGAAGGAGCUCAAACAUGAGAACAUUGUUGCCCUGCACGACGUGAUUCACACCGAGAACAAGCUCAUGUUGGUGUUUGAGUACAUGGACGGAGAUCUGAAGAAAUACAUGGAUACCCACGGCGAUAGGGGCGCUCUCAAGCACCACCAGAUCAAGUCUUUCAUGUACCAGCUGCUGAGGGGCAUUGACUUCUGCCACCAGAACAGAGUUCUACAUCGAGAUCUGAAGCCCCAGAAUCUGCUUAUCAAUGGGAAGGGGCAACUGAAGCUUGGCGAUUUUGGCUUGGCUCGCGCCUUUGGUAUUCCGGUCAAUACCUUCUCUAAUGAGGUUGUCACCCUCUGGUAUCGAGCACCGGACGUGCUCUUGGGUAGCAGGACAUACAACACCAGUAUUGACAUUUGGUCUGCCGGAUGCAUCAUGGCGGAGAUGUACACCGGUAGGCCGUUGUUCCCAGGCACGACGAACGAGGACCAAAUCAUCAGAAUUUUCCGCAUUAUGGGAACUCCGACUGAACGCACCUGGGCCGGCAUUACGCAGUUUCCCGAGUACAAGCCUACGUUCCAGAUGUAUGCAACACAAGACCUCCGCCAGAUCCUUCCACAGAUCGAUCCCAGCGGUAUCGACUUGCUCCAGCGAAUGCUCCAACUACGUCCCGAACUGCGUCUCAGCGCUCACGAGGCUCUUAAGCAUCCCUGGUUCAGCGAUAUCGUGAUGCAGCAACACCAGCAACAAGCCCUGCAAGCACAAGCAAGGGCCUAUCCAGGCCAGGGACCAUACGACACGUACUAG
Colletotrichum karsti is the source of this 966-nucleotide messenger RNA. RefSeq lists its product as uncharacterized. Gene Ontology annotation, biological process: protein phosphorylation. The record is from RefSeq and is a predicted model, not a curated record. Gene Ontology annotation, cellular component: cytoplasm; nucleus. Lineage: Eukaryota; Fungi; Ascomycota; Sordariomycetes; Glomerellales; Glomerellaceae. Bases 1 to 966 code for a protein of 321 amino acids. Gene Ontology annotation, molecular function: ATP binding; cyclin-dependent protein serine/threonine kinase activity. The transcript is spliced from 2 exons.